GAGGGAGGACAGCUGCCCGAGACCCUGACUGAGAUGUACAUCCACUUCCUGGUGGUUCAGACCAAACUGAAGAACGUCAAGUAUGACGGAGGAGCUGAGACAGAUCCACACUGGAGUCCAGAGAGCAGGAAGAUGAUGGAGUCUCUGGGAAAACUGGCUUUUGAGCAGCUGCAGAAAGGAAACCUGAUCUUCUACGAGUCCGACCUGACAGAGUGUGGCAUCGAUAUCAGAGCAGCCUCAGUGUACUCAGGAGUGUUCACACAGGUCUUUAAAGAGGAGAGAGGACUGUACCAGGACAAGGUCUUCUGCUUCGUCCAUCUGAGUGUUCAGGAGUUUCUGGCUGCUCUUCAUGUCCAUCUGAUGUUCUUUAACUCUGGAGUCAAUCUGCUAUCAGAAAAAAAAUCAACUUCCCGGUGGUCUCUAUGGUUAAAAAUCAGACCUGAGCUCCUCUACCAGAGUGCUGUGGACAAGGCCUUACAGAGUCCAAAUGGACACCUGGAUCUGUUCCUCCGCUUCCUCCUGGGUCUGUCACUGGAGACCAAUCAGAAACACCUACAAGGUCUGCUGACAAACACAAGCAGCUCACAGGCCAAACAAGAAACAGCCGAGUACAUUAAGAAGAAGAUCAAUGAGAACCUGUCUGCAGACAGGAGCAUCAAUCUGCUCCACUGUCUGAAUGAACUGAAUUGUUGUUGUCUAGCGGAGAUCCAACAGUCCCUGAAUUCAGGAUGUUUGUCCAUGUGUGAACUGUCUCCUGUUCAGUGGUCAGCUAUAUGCUUCAUUUUGCUGUCUGUAGAAGAAGAGCUGGACAUGUUUGACGUCAACAAGUACUCACCUUCAGAGGAGGCUCUUCUGAGGCUGCUGCCAGUGGUUAAAGCCUCCAACAAAGCUCUGCUGAGUUGCUGCAAUCUGUCAGAGAGAAGCUGUGAAGCUCUGUCCUCAGUUCUCAGCUCCCAGUCCUCCAGUCUGAGACACCUGGACCUGAGUAACAAUGACCUGCGGGACUCAGGAGUGACGCUACUCUGUGCUGGACUUGGAAAUCCACAUUGUAGACUGGAGGUUCUCAGGCUGUCAGGCUGUCUGAUCACAAAGAAAGGCUGUGCUUCUCUCGCCUCCGCCCUGAGAUCCAACCCCCACCACCUGAAAGAGCUGGACCUGAGCUACAAUAAUCCAGGAGACUCAGGAGUGAAGUUGCUUUCCGAUGGACUGAUGGAUCCAAUCUGUAGACUUGAAACUCUGAGGCUGAAGUAUGGUGGAUCACAGACAAUGAAACCUGGUCUGGGGAAGUACGAAAAAGCGAAACCUGUACACCUCUUUUCUUUAUCUCUGAGACAUUUCAAGCCAUUUCUCACCAAGUGUCAGGAAACCUCCUUGAGAACGACCUCCUAGACCCCCAUUAGUCUGGAUUCAAGGCAGGCCAUUUCACCCAGACAGCCCUGCACUUGCAGUGGCAGAGGCACCAACCUGUUCUCGAUUCGAUCUCGUCAAAUAGAGCCGCUCCGGCAGUGCUUUCGGCGUACGAGCGUGACUCCAAAAGCCAUCUUCCUCAUCCAAGUGCACACGGCUGGAUGGCAUCAGAUGAGAACACAC
Plectropomus leopardus (leopard coralgrouper) is the source of this 1590-nucleotide messenger RNA. The record is from RefSeq and is a predicted model, not a curated record. NCBI's taxonomy places the organism in Eukaryota, Metazoa, Chordata, Actinopteri, Perciformes, Serranidae.